Molecule: messenger RNA, 7832 nt
Organism: Solea solea (common sole)
Lineage: Eukaryota; Metazoa; Chordata; Actinopteri; Pleuronectiformes; Soleidae
Product: rho GTPase-activating protein 44-like
Exons: 23
Coding region: 928-3861 (977 amino acids)
Biological process (GO): positive regulation of GTPase activity; neurotransmitter receptor transport, endosome to postsynaptic membrane; signal transduction
Cellular component (GO): presynaptic active zone; cytoplasm; dendritic spine
Molecular function (GO): protein binding; GTPase activator activity
Source: RefSeq, a predicted model, not a curated record
UCUUCUGGUGCUCGUCAAAACAUUGAUCGUUUACUCACUGGCGCCACCCGUGGCAGAGAUCUGGAAGUGCAAUAUUUGAAUGAAUGAAUGAUUUAAAAUGAUUUGAGUCAUUAAUUGUUUCUAUAUAUAUAUGCGCAUUAUUGAUUUUCUUUUUUUCAAAUUAAAACAAAACAAAAACAUGAUACGAUGAAAUACAGACCCUGUUGGUAAUAGUAAAAAAUGUAGAAAUAUAUCAAUUUGACACAAACCAUGUUUCACUUCUUGCCUUUUUCCUUUUUUGUGAGUGACUCUUCCAGCUCUUAUCAGUGCUGUUUCGAUGCUGUGGUUCUUAUGAUUCCAAACAGGGACAGGAGAUAGAAACCAGCAAUAUGUGAAAACCAAUGUUCUCAGUACAACUCAGGAAUACGUCUGGCUUUAAACACGACCAUUUCCAUUACCGUCCUGCAUUAAACUGCUGCUCUUCAUCCUUAUAUUUAUGUCAAAUCUAAACUGAUAUAUGUUUGCUUUAAUUCAUCAUUGUGGAUAACAUUACAUUAAGUCAUAUACAAUUAAAAUUGACGAUGACAUUCAUGUAAUCGCUGUAAAUUAAGUGGUUUGUUUAUGAAGAUUUGGCCCUGAGGCCAAUAACUAAAUGAAAACUACUUUUCCCAUGGUGCACCACGGUGUGCGAGGCGUCGUGUCGCCAGCGAGCUGUCAGUGCUGGGGGGGAGAGAGGAGUUGGUCCAGCAUCUCUGGAGCAACGGAGCGGAGCGAAUGACAGAGAGACACACUCGCCGUCCUCAUCAGCGACAUGAGGAGGAAUUAGCUCACACAAAUGCCCCGACUGGAUUUUUAUAGACUGACACUGCUCGUCUGAUCUGACUUUGUUCCAUCAAUGAGAUAUGUGGAGAGGCUCUACCGCGCGGUGCUAACGCUGAAAAACACAAGAUGAAGAAGCAGUUCAACCGAAUGAGACAGCUCGCCAACCAAACAGUGGGCAGGGCUGAAAAGACAGAAGUAUUAAGUGACGACCUGCUGCAGGUGGAAAAACGUCUGGAGCUGGUCAAGCAGGUCUCCCACAGCACACACAAGAAGUUGACCGCUUGUCUGCAGGGCCAGCAGGGUGUGGAUGUGGACAAGAAGUCUGUCAGGUCGCCCUCGAAAAAGCUCCCCCUCACAACACUAGCACAAUGUAUGGUAGACGGCGCGGCGGUGCUUGGAGACGAGUCUCUACUAGGGAAGAUGCUGAAACUCUGCGGCGAUACGCAGGAAAGUCUCGCUCAGGAGCUCAUCGAGUUCGAGGUCACCAUAGAAAGAGAUGUCAUCGAGCCCCUGUACGAUCUGGCAGAGGUGGAAAUCCCAAACAUCCAGAAACAAAGGAAACAUUUAGCAAAACUGGUCUUGGACAUGGACUCUGCACGCACACGAUUUUAUCAAUCCUCCAAGUCUUCAGGACUGUCCACCAACCUGCAGCCAACAGGAGCCAAGGCCGACCAUCUCAGGGAGGAGAUGGAGGAGGCAGCAAACCGCAUGGAGAUCUGUCGAGAUCAGUUAUCGGCAGACAUGUACAGUUUUGUGGCCAAAGAAAUUGACUAUGCAAGCUAUUUCCAGACACUGAUAGAAGUCCAGGCGGAGUACCACAGGAAGUCAUUAGAGCUGCUUCAGGCUGUUCUGCCCCAGAUCAAAGCUCAUCAGGAGACCUGGGUGGAGAAACCAUGCUAUGGGAAACCAUUAGAGGAGCACUUAGCACUCAGUGGGAGAGAUAUUGCCUUCCCCAUCGAGGCCUGUGUCACGAUGCUGCUGGAGUGCGGCAUGCAGGAAGAGGGUUUAUUCAGAAUCGCUCCCUCAGCCUCCAAACUAAAGAAGCUGAAGGCGUCUUUAGACUGUGGAGUGUUAGAUGUACAAGAGUACUCUGCGGACCCACACGCCAUCGCGGGUGCAUUAAAGUCCUACCUGCGGGAGCUCCCCGAGCCUUUAAUGACAUAUGAACUUUACAACGACUGGAUCCAGGCCUCCAACGUUCAAGAUCAAGACAAGAGACUUCAGGUUCUGCUCGGUGCCUGUGAGAAACUACCUAAAGCCAACAACGACAACUUUAAGUAUUUGAUCAAAUUUCUCUCCAAACUGAGUACUGAGUACCAGGACGUGAACAAGAUGACACCUGGAAACAUUGCCAUAGUCCUUGGACCCAACCUGCUGUGGACACAUAAUGAGGGCAGCGACAUCACCGAGAUGAUGACAACAGUGUCCUUACAGAUCGUCGGCAUCAUCGAGCCCAUCAUCCAACACGCUGACUGGUUUUUCCCUGGAGAAAUCGAGUUCAAUGUCACAGGAAAUUAUGGAAGCCCCGUCCACACCAACCACAACGCCAACUAUAGCUCCAUGCCGUCUCCAGACAUGGAGCAGAUGGAUCGCAGACAGAACGACCACAGCCGACGGCCACUCAGCGUCGCCACAGACAACAUGAUGCUGGAGUUCUAUAAGAAGGAUGGCAUUAGGAAGAUACAAAGCAUGGGUGUCAGGGUGAUGGAUACUUCUUGGGUGUCACGCAGGGGCUCGUCGUCUGCGCGUAAAACCUCUUCCACGCCACCGAGCGUGCACCCCCCUGUCCCACCCACUGACGCUCUCAUCCCCGAGCAGCCUGGGGAAUUCUCCGCCUCCCCCUCCCCCACCCCUCCUCCCACUAGCAGCGACCGAGCCAGCUCAGAUGAUGCAUCCUCCAAUUGGUCGGACUCCUGUUACGCCUACCCCUCCCCUGAGGAGGAGAAGCCACUUCCCCCUUAUCCAUCUUCUUCAUCCUCUUCCUCCUCCUCUUGCUCUUCCUACUCACUCCCUCACCACCAUUUCUUCAACCGAGCACCUCCGGGUAUGCGUCCUGUUGCUCCUAGCCCUGAAUUUGUGCCUCCCGGCCUGUCCCCUCCCCUCCGCUGCUCUGGCUACAGCCCACCCCCACUCACCCACUCUCUUUGCCCUUCCCCUCAGCAGCUUGACGUCAACUCCAACCCCAGCUCCCUGCACCUUCCCAAACAGGCCGCCCUGUCCGAUGCUCUGCAUGCGCCCCUGUCUGAAUCGAAUGGCUCCACCCUUUACAUCAAGCCCCCGCUCGUUCUUACUCGUCACGAUCUGUUCCUAGGCUCCCCCAAACCUCCCAACACCCCACUAUCCGCUCCCCCUCCAUGGGCAGCGUGUGCCUGUAGCCGAGAGAGAGGAGCCAAGCUGACUAGCACUCUGAAGAACAAGGAGCUGUCCCCAGUGAUUGGACAGAAGGGAAUCCAGGGAACAGUGACCUCCGGUGGACAGUCUCAACACUCUGAGCACAGCCCACACUCCCUGAGGAGAGCAAAGAAACUGGCUCCAACCCCACCUAAAGGCCCUUACUGUCAGACUGGAGCCAUGUCUGACCACUCGACAGGUCAGCCGUCUCCAGUCAGCCUGUCGCCCACUCCCCCCAGCACCCCCUCCCCGUACGGAUUCACCUACCCCCAGGGAUACGCCACCAUCGGCUCCCCGGGUCAGGCUCAGACAGCCACCAUGCCUUCCCUCUCCUCUCCACCCUCGCUGGCCGGGACUCUUACCAAGGCCAGGCCAACUCCCAAGCCGCCUCGCCAGCGGCCCAGCUUACCUCCUCCUCAGCCCCCCUCCACCCCUGGCACCAGUCCACAGCCACUGGAGAAUUCACCAGGUCUCCUGGAUGGUUUGUCUUCUGGAGAAAGCAUGUCCACAGAUUCUCUCUGCAACCUGGACAUCCCCGUCAUUAACAUGGAACUGGACGGUAUUUUUGACUUGCCCCACAUCUCCUCCUUCAGGAACUCGACGGCGCUGCUUGAAUUCACCAGAAACAGAGCGGAGUCGGAGGAAGAGUCUGAAAGCACAGUGCUAUGAUGCCACCGAUUCCCACCCCCAACCCCUUUCCACAGACCCACCGGCUGAUGUAAUGAAACACAAUGCUACUGAUGCACUGUGUCACUUAGAAACCCCCCUCAUUGAACUUUUACCUCUCCAGCUGUUUCUCAUCACACCUCACCUGUAAGAAGUAGAAUAAAAAAAAAAGAGAACAACGUGAAUAUAGCUAAAAGAAAUAUCCAUACUCACAAUCACAUGAGGUGUUGGUGACACUGUGGUCCGGGGACUUUUUACUUUGUUUGUUUUAACUUAAGCGUUUGUGUUUGUUUGUUUGUUUGUUUUUCGCCUUAUUUGAUUCACUUGAAACAUUGCCUUUAGUGUCACACACACACACACGAGACAGGAAACAGGCAGCUGGGAGGAAUGAGUGCUCUUCGCUGCUGCCACGUCCGCUUCUCAUGAGAGACUUUUAGACAGAAGAGCAACACGGUACUGUACAUCUGUCCUGCCAAUACCAUAGGCUGUCUUCUUCUUUCUUCCUCCUUCAUUCCUCAGGGGCAUCAGUUGAAAUGUCUUGCUCUGCCAUGCGGUGGCCACAACCCAGAAUUUCUGUUUCACUUGAGCUUGCACUGUGAGUAUGUCAUUUUGUGUGUGUGUGUGUGUGCGUGCGUGUGUGCGCGUGCGUAUGUGUAUUUUGUUAGUGUGUGAUUCAAGUGGUAAAUCUACGAUAUGAUGUCGCACUGCUGGUGUCAUGGAGCAUAAAACAACGCGUGUUUUAGAUACUUAGGAAAACAACCAACAGAUUGCAAAGAGGUUUAAAUGUGCAGUCAUCUCUGUAUUUACACGGCAUCCGAUGAUCACUCACUCACUGAGUAUUUACUGUUUAUACUGGAGUACGUGGCAUCGUUAACAUUAUAAAUCAAGUCAGAUGAUAUUUUGUACCCACAGGAGAGCCAUAAAGAUUACACUUCAUUCAGAUAGAAUAUAAUCAUCACGGCUAUAGGGAGCUAUUAAAUGUAUGAGAUAGAAACAGUUUAUGAAAGGAAGCCUAAAAAAAAUACUUACAUAGUCCCUAUGAUUAAUCACAAUUAUAUUUGGCAGCAAGGAAAGUUACACAGAUUUUGUUCUGUGUCAAACAAGGUUUAAUUUCAUAUUCCAGAAAAGAAAACAGGGACUGGAGCCUGGACUGUGCCACCAGGACUUUUAAAUCAAAUUAGGAGUUUAAAGUGAUCACAAAAUAGUAAAAAUAGUAUUCCUAUUUAAACCUGAAUCGAGUUGUUGUGUUUUUGGCUAUUAAUGUGCAGCCUGAUCUGUAAACCAUCACUUUUACAUACACACAAACACACGUGUUUGCAGACAGUUCCCUCUUUACACAUCCAACACAGUCCAGAAUAAUUUGUAUGUUCACAUAAUUGAUGAAUAGUUUACUGAGGCGAAAGUAUAUACAGGUAUGGGUUGUAAAGCCACACGAGGGAGCUAAAAGACACAUAACGCUUUUUCAAACAUUGAUUAUAGCUGCAUUAAAUGUUAUUAAAUGAGUUUUUUAAUGACCAAAAAUGAAAUUAUUAUCAUUUCAAUAAGUAAAUGUCUAUAAGCACUCUGGUGGCACACUUUAGGCUCAGUGUAGGAGAAUAAUUGCCUGAGCCACAAGAAUUAGUCCCCAUGCCCUGAGGUAUCAUGUCCUCUAACAAUAAAAAAGGACAACUGUUUAGACUUACUCCUCGAAAAACUGUGUUAUUUCUGUCUCAAACUAAGCCCUGCAGCUCCAGUGGUAACAUAAGCACACUUUUCUCUGACAGUGCAGUUUCACUUUCAGCCCCACUGCAGUUUCUAGGAGCCGACGAUGCCGAUAUUUUUGGACUGCACUCGUGAAAACCCGGAGGCAAGGAGUGCAAAUAAUGUAUAUGUGUGUAUAUGUGUGUUUAUUUUGACGAGAGUAUUUAUACGGAUAUAUUUCUGAAUACUUUGUACUGGGGUCUGAGUUCGUUGUGACGUUGUGUGUCUCCACCACACGUGAAUCUGCCCGGAGGAGAGCGUUCAAAACACGGGGACCAGACUUUUCAGACCCUGCUGUCGCAUCAAAACCUUUUCAGGAAGCAUUUUAAAAGGCGACCUGAAAGUAACAAUUAUGAAAUGGAGAAACCAGGUUUGCAUACGACAGCAGCAGCAGCAGGUUGUUGUUUGCCUUGAAGUGUGUUUCGUUUUGUGACUAUCGUCCGGAGAACAUCCACCGUCCUCUUUGUUUUGAAACUGUUAUAAUGUUGUAAAUACUCAACCUCUGUACAUACAGUACAUGUUCUGUACAUACUGAAAGGGGGAAAUUUAAAUAUACAUAUAUAUAUAUAUACAGAGAGAGAAAGAGAGACCUAGAUAUAUACAAAUGCUGUAUUAAAAACUGUAGUUGAAUACAGAACAGUAUAACAUACUGUACAUAUAAUAUAUUGUUGCUGAUUAUAGCACAGUCAUGCCACAUAAAUAACACUCAAUAACAAUAGAAUACGCACAGUAACACACUUGUUUUUUUUUUUUUACAGUAGAUCUCAUGGCACUGACGUAAGCUCCAGGUUAAAUCUAGUUUGUAGAUUUUCAAAAUAAAACAGCCGACAGUGGCUGUGCUGCAGACGGACAUCGUUAUGUGUCUCCAUCGUGUUUGACAUGACAGCUGGCUAUAACACACUGAUGUCCGUCGUAUAAAAUACUUUAUGUGCAUACAAAAAAGGUUUUAAAAGCUUUUUUUUUUGUUGCAUUUUCUGCAAUUUAAAGCAGCUGUUACUGAUUUUUCCAACAUUUUCUGUUACAUAGGACAGAGAAAAGAAGUCAAUCUGCACAGAACUGGAGCUGUUUCAGCUACUCCACUCCGCUCAACUAUAGUUCACAUUAGUACAGCUUACAAUUAGUAUCAAUACCAGUUUCAUUUUAAUAUUUAAUUAAAAGACUACAUGCAAACCUCAAAUGAUUUUUAAUAAGUUAUUCUGUUUAGUUUUUUUUUUUGGCUGUGCUGAGGUGAACGGUCUGUCCUGUCUUUGUCUGGAACACUUUGCUGCUCUUUUGUUUUUUAUUCUAAAAGCGCGUCCUCCGAUCAAGGCUUGUACAUACAUACAGUAAUCAAGAACGACUUUAUUAGCAGUGUCCCAGUGUUAUCGCUUCUUUGAGGCACUAAACGAUGAAGGUCCCUGCUUUUUUGAAAAAAAUAAAAUAGUGUGUAUGUGCCGGUGACUGUGCCGGUGAUAGACGAUGGGUUCACCUCAUAGGUCGUGAUGCAGGCAGGUUGUGUGUCUUGUGGACAUAGUUUCAGGUAAAAAGGGGUUAGAGAGAGGUAUUUGAAGUGUCUAAUUGUAGUGGGAGGAAAAAGUCUUUGGAUUGACAUUGUCCUGUGUGAAAUUCAGCAGCAUGCUUUUUUAAAUCAUGCAUAUGAAACGACAUCUCAUCUUUGGUCCUAUCUAAAUGUGGUUGUAUUUAUUUUUUUUAUAGAAGUAAAUUGAUCGACACUUGCUAAUCAAACUCCCCGCUGAUUGUGUGUUUGGAUCGCUUGUGAUUUGUUUAUUUUUCUCAUCUUAUUUGUUUCACUCCUUUUUAGUCAGAUUUAAAACAGGGACCUCAGUCAAGAGGUCCAGAAACCACCAUGUCAUGAUGGAACAUGUUUGUGCCCAGAGCCAUGUGUUCUCAGAUGACUUAUGUCUGCUAUGAACCAUACAGAUUACACUGUUGUGCAUGCAGCCACUACAAGUACCAUCCCCGUUAUUAUCUUUUUAUUUUAACUUCAAUUUCAAGUAACGGGGGCCAACAUUUAAAAAAGGGAACACAUAAGUGAUCAAGGAAUCUUUUAAAAAAAAAAAACCUCAAAGGUUCUUUGUGUCAAAUUGUAAUGAAGCUGUGUGUGAAAAGGGAAUGUCUUUUUUUGGACACGCUGUCUCUCCGUCACUAAGUGGAACAAAGUGUAAGAUAAAAGGGGAAAAAAAAGACAGAAUCCUCAUCCAAAUGUUGAAACUAUUAAAAAUGUUUUUAUAUUA